Molecule: messenger RNA, 1500 nt
Organism: Ananas comosus (pineapple)
Lineage: Eukaryota; Viridiplantae; Streptophyta; Magnoliopsida; Poales; Bromeliaceae
Product: syntaxin-71
Exons: 9
Coding region: 248-1051 (267 amino acids)
Biological process (GO): vesicle fusion; intracellular protein transport
Cellular component (GO): membrane; endomembrane system; SNARE complex
Molecular function (GO): SNAP receptor activity; SNARE binding
Source: RefSeq, a predicted model, not a curated record
CCUCUGCAUCUCUCAACCGAUCGAUCAAACAAUUUCUCUACUCCUCCCAUCCAGAAAAUAGCCAGCCUGUGCCCCCGCGUCGUCGCCGCUCCCCCACCACCAUCUCAAAAUAUUAUUAAACUUCGAACAAAAACUAAAAAAUAAAAAUAAAAACAAAAUUGGGACGGGGACGACGACGACGACGACGAGGACGAGGGAUCCGAUCUCGUGAAAGAGGAGGAGGGAGGAGGAGGAAGAGGAGAUCGCCAUGAGCGUGAUCGACAUCCUCACGCGCGUCGACGCGAUCUGCAAGAAGUACGACAAGUACGACGUCGAGAAGCUCAACGCCAACAACGUCUCCGGCGAUGACCCCUUCGCCCGCCUCUUCGCCUCCGUCGAGGCCGACAUCGACUCCGCUCUCGAGAAAGCGGAGAUGGCGGCGAAGGAGAAGAACCGGGCCGCCGCCGUCGCCAUGAACGCCGAGAUCCGACGCACCAAGGCGCGGCUCAUGGAGGAGGUCCCCAAGCUCCAGAGAUUGGCGCUCAAAAAGGUGAAAGGGCUUUCGAAGGAAGAGCUCGCCAUGCGUAAUGAUUUGGUUGUGGCCCUACCAGAGCGCAUACAAUCAAUACCAGAUGGGAGUGCUACUGGAACGAAACAGACGAGCAGCUGGACAGCUUCAGCUUCCCGCACUGAAAUUAAGUUUGACUCAACUUCAGAUGGAAGAUUUGACAGUGAGUACUUUCAGCAGAGCGAAGAGUCAAAUCAAUUUAGACAAGAAUAUGAGAUGCGCAAGAUGAAGCAGGAUCAAGGUUUGGAUGUCAUUUCUGAAGGUUUGGAUACACUUAAAAACAUGGCCCAUGAUAUGAAUGAGGAAUUGGAUAGACAAGUUCCUUUGGUUGACGAGAUUGAAACAAAGGUGGACAGGGCUAAUGCGGACCUAAAGAAUACUAAUGUGAGACUGAAGGAAACUGUCACUCAGCUGAGAUCCAGUCGCAAUUUCUGUAUUGAUAUCAUCUUGCUGUGUAUCAUUCUCGGUAUUGCUGCUUACCUCUACAACGUAUUGAAACACUGAGAUGCAAUGCCUGGAUACUCUCUCUUCUCAUUUCUCAGCUCGCCGUUUGUGAUGAUGUACCUAUGUUUCAAUGUGGUUUGUGUUUAAAAUGUGCCGUGCUUUCCAAAAUAAACUUAUUUUUUACGAUACCGGAGGUAAUAUGCUUGUGAUAUUUAUGGCUUUAGUCGUCGCUACUGCUAUGCGUUUAAGCCCUGGAACCGUUCAACAAUGCCGAUUAAUGGUGCAAAAACUGAGCAAAUUCGUAGCAGCGCAUCAAAUUGUCGUUUCAAUUUCUGAAGGGGCUUCCUGGUGUCUAUGUAGUUUUUUGUGUUUGUGUUUUUAACGGAUAUGUAUAAUUGGAUGUAAUCCAGUCACUGCUUCCCGAUGUACGUUUUCAUUAUUGCGCUUCUUAUAACACAAGGUGGUGCUCGACUCUUGAGGAUGGUGAGGUGCCCCAGUAUUAUAACGUA